Molecule: messenger RNA, 1680 nt
Organism: Symbiodinium necroappetens
Lineage: Eukaryota; Dinophyceae; Suessiales; Symbiodiniaceae
Source: the annotation of a GenBank genome assembly
AUGUCGGCCAGCAUCACAGCUAUUGUCCUCUUCCUCUUGCGUGGUGCGCUCCACUUCUCUGGGGCCGCUCCAGACCAACCAGCCGAGCCAGCUGCCAAUGGCUCGCCACUGCCGCCCCCGGCGCCGGAGGCGGAAAUCACGGCCACAUCAGCCGCAUCUGUGGCCCCAGUUGCCCAGUUCACCCCAGAGGCAUCUGCGGAGGCCACGAAAACUGAAGCAGCAACUGCUGCCCCAGUCGUUCAGAAGAAGGCGGGCUGGGAGCUACAUCAGCUGCCAAUCAUCCAGGGUUGCGUGCACUGCUGCAGUGAGGACGACCAUAAUGCCCCGUGCCUCGAUGUGGAGCUCUGCGCCGCCUCGGGACCCGAGAAAGGCAAGUAUGCCCUGGCCCUGAGCCAUUGGGGGCGACCCAAUGAGGGCAUGCUCGGAUCCAUCAAGUCGAUGCGGGCUGCUGCAGACCUGCUUGGGAACACCGACAUUUACAUGGUGAUGCUAGAGACAGACGCUGAGCAGAUGACCCCCAAGCUCCACAAGAUCUUCGCCAAGUGGGGCGUGAAGCUGUAUCCAGUAAAAUGGGACGUCCCACCGGAAAUGAAGUUCUACCCAAAGACGGACUGGUGCGGCCAUCAAGACUUGAUUCGGCUCAAUGUCCUUGGCAUUGAAGGCUAUGAUGCCGUGGCCUACUUUGACGGAGACUGCGAGUUUCAGGGCGACAUCACACCGAUGAUGCGCUGCGCGGCUACGGGAAUGUUUCUCAGCACCAGCGGGGGAAUGGGCGAAUCACUCAACGUGGGUUUCUUUGCUGUGCGUCCUGACAAGCGCAUUGUGGAUGCUGCAGUUUACUUUGCCCGGGAGAACGCCUUCGAUCGCGGCACUGGCUGGGGCGGCAUCGGCUGGGCCCCAACUGGCGGAUACUACGUUGGUGGUGAAUGUGGACAGGGCUUCUUCUAUACGCUCUUCCACAGACGGGCGGAAAACAGCCGCCGAGCGCUGUCGAGCGUGGGGCUCUGGGAGACCUGGCGAUCCGGGCAGUUGGACCGCUGCAUCUGGAACUACCAGACCAAUAGCAACUGCGUGCAAGAUCUAGAUUGCCGUCACGUCCGGGUUCAUCACAAGCCCACCCGUGAGCGAGGCUCGCCUUCCGAAUGCGACAAGAUCAAAUUCCGGAGGCGGCGUGAAGACCUCCUGCGGCGGCAGAGCGAAGUGCGGCCGCCUCCCUCGGCCGAGGAGCAGCGGCUGGCCAGAGAAGGCAAGCUGCUGAAGCAUCUGGCUGGGCUUUGCUUGCGGGCUGCUGAGGAAGCCAGCGAUGAGCAAACCACGCUGCUUCUGCUGGAUUGCAAGUUUCCACCGGUAGAACAAAACAUCCGCAUCGUCGAGGACGAAGCAGACGGAGGCUAUGUUCUCCUGAAGCAGGGCGGUCGGUGUGCGCACGCGGAGGGCGAUGAGGAUCCAGAGAUGGCGCCUUCUGAACCGAAGCUGGGCUUCCCCGUGCAGUGUGCUUCCACUGCAGCGCAUGUCCGCUUCCGGAAGCUUCCAUCGACUGCGAAGACGGGCAGCUUCGUCCUUCAGCACGAUUCUCGACGAUGCGUUCAUCCCUACGAGGGUGCCGUGAAUCCUCGGGAGACGGGGUUGGGAUGGAUAGGUCGGAUAGGUCUUCCUCAGCAUCAUGGAUCUCUGUGGUAG